Cornus florida is the source of this 3406-nucleotide messenger RNA. Its product is annotated as DDT domain-containing protein DDR4. The record is from RefSeq and is a predicted model, not a curated record. The coding region runs from base 455 to 2731 and encodes 758 amino acids. The transcript has 12 exons. Gene Ontology annotation, biological process: regulation of DNA-templated transcription. Lineage: Eukaryota; Viridiplantae; Streptophyta; Magnoliopsida; Cornales; Cornaceae. Gene Ontology annotation, cellular component: RSF complex.
CCCCAUAGCCCUGGCAAUUUUGGGUUCCCCUAUGCCCUAAUCUCUCCAUCUGAGAAAACCAAUCAAUCAAUCAAACACAAACGCAGCAAUACACCAAAUUUACCAACACAGAUCAAAUUAUUUUUUCACCCGAACAAAACCCAAUUCUUCUCCUUCUCCAUUUUCCAAUUAUUGUCCCCCCUCUCUCUCCCCCUUGUCUCUCUCUCUCUUCGUCCUCGAUUUUCACUCUCGUCACCCGAAACAACACACAGAGAGGAACAGAUAUGUGAAAGUACAUACAUGUUCUUCAACUUCAAUCCUCCAUGCCCCUUUUCUCUCACAACCCAAGAACCCAACUCGCUUUAUCUCUCUUUAUGUGUGUAUAUUUAUAUAUACACAUAUAUCCUCUGUUUCUCACUCCAAAAGGGACUCUCUCUCUCUGUACAAUCCAUUCACUUGAUUCUCUCUCCUUCUAAUGCAAACCCAUGAUCUCCCAUUCGAACCCUCCGUAGACAAUCCUCACCCUCCCGAUCUCUCCACCAUGUCCCACGAACCCUCCUCUCCGAUCCACAACAAUAACAACUCUUCUCCCAAUGAACAACCGCAACACUCCCAAAACAAUCACAACACUCACAACAACAACGAAAACAAGAACACCCACAACAACAACAACAACAACAACAAUAUAGUGAAAAGAGAGCGACCCUCGCGGGCGUGCACGGUUCGUUCCGCCGCUCGGCUCUAUGCUGCAGCAGCGGCCGAGGCGGCAGUUGUUUCAGCAGGGCGGAGGCAGAAAGCGGCCAAGAAAGAGAGGCUGCGACCGCGGGAGGUGGAGGAGGAGAGGUCGCCUUCGCCACAGCAGCAGCAAUGCAGCAAGAUCGUGACCCCGCUAGCGAACCCGCCCCCACCGGGGCAGUUGCCACGGUGGAGCAUUCGGUCCAUGUGGGAAUUGGCUUCAAUUCUUAAUUUCUUGAAUGUUUUUAGGCCUUUUUUGAAUAUUAAAGUUGAAUUCUCGGUGGAGGAGUUGGAGACUGCUUUGAUUACACCUAACAACACUCUGGGUGACAUACACAUUCCUUUAUUGAAGGCAAUCCCUCCUAUUACCCGAAUGGCACUUGGACACAAUACUUGGGUUACUGUUCUAUGCAGAAAGUUGAGAGAUUGGUGGCACUGGGUUGCAGAUGGUGAGCUACCUAUAGUUGCUUCACAUGGGGCUGAGAUUGAAGCAUACAAUACACUUGAUCCUGGUGUUCGUGUGGUGAUUCUGAAAGCCUUGUGUGAUAUUCGCGUUGAGCAAGAAGAUAUUCGAAACUAUAUAGACGACUCAGUAAAGCAUGGUGUUCAUCUUUCAGCAUUCCGUAAAGAACGUAUCGGGGGUGAUUCUUAUGGAAUCUCAUACUGGUUUGAAGAUGAUCCUAUAAUUGGUCAUCGUUUGUACCGAGAAAUUAGAAAAGUGGAGGUUAAGAAGGGAAAGGGAAAGAGUGUACAGCCCAUCCCCAAUUCAUGUUACCAGUGGGAAACUGUUGCAACUAAUUUGGAUGAAUUUGAAGAUGUUUCUGAGAAGCUUUUCUCGAGCAAAAAUAGAACAGAGGCUUCACUUGGGAAGAAGUUGAAGAUUGACAUGCUUCCUGAGAUUGAGAAGGUCCAUAAGAGAAAAGAGAAGCUGCUGAAAAAACAACACAGACAAGCUCUUCUUCUUGAUAAUAUGAUCAAUGUGGAUGGACUUGCUACUGGACGAUCUCUUCGUGACAGAAAACCCGUCACCUAUACUUUCGAUGAUUAUGACCGAUCAAUCAAUGAGGCUAUCAAGAUAACCAAAAGGAAACAGCCGUCUCCAGAACCUACUGUCAAAAGAGAAUUUGUUGUUAAACCCGAUGCUUCUACAAACGGUAGAUGGAGUGGUUCUUCACAAUUUCCUGAAGAUCUCUCUUUUGAGGCAUUGUCUCCAAAGUCACCUGAUUAUGAUGAGACCAGUGAAGACCAUAAAUCUGAACCAUUGGAUCGCAGCAAUCGAAGAAGACAGAGGCCUCAACGGUAUUCAGCAAGAGAGUUUGUUGAAGCAAUUUCAGAUAAUGAGGCAGACUUUGAUAGUGAUGAUGAUAUAGUUGGAGAAGCUGUAUAUGAUGAAGAAUAUUUGAGGCGGCGAAAACAGAGGAAAUUGUCCAGCAGCUCCGAAGGAGAUGAGGAGUAUCACUGGGACGACGAAAAUGCCGAAGACGAUGAAGAGGAGGAAGAAGAUGAAGAAGAUUCCUUAACUGCUAGUGAGAAUAGUGAUGAACCCAAAAGGCCAAAGAAAUUGUCAGGCCGCACUAGGAGGGAAACUAAAUUAAGGUCAGUUGGUGAGCUCCAAUCAGGUCUAAGACGUAGUAAUAGGGCCACCAGAAACCGUAUCAAUUAUAGACAGUAUGAAGUGUCGGAAUCGGAUACAGAAUCCAUGAAACCUGAGAAGUCGAAUGCGACAGAUGAACACUCAAAUGCUAGUAAUAGUGCGCAGUUUUUGGCAGAGAGUGAAGACUCCGAAGGUAACAUUGAUAACGAAGAGAUAAAAAUUGAUCAGCCUGUUGAAGAGCACCCUGAAACCGUAGAGGAAAGGCAAAACCCCCCGCCCGAGAAAUCAAAUAGUCCAAGCCAAGAUGAAGUUCAGGGUGUAAGAAAAAGACGGUUUCUUGACCUAAAUGAGCUUGCUCCGGGUUCUGGUUUUGAGGAUGGUCCUAACACAACAAUGCAAGAUGAAGAUACGGAUGACUUCUAAAACUUCUCUGCUGGAAAACAAGGGUUAUACCUUUCACUUGGUGAAGCUGGUUGUUGGACAAAUAAGAUAUAAAUAUUGCAAUCAGUCCAUAAAAAAAGUUUAGAUUGGAGUUCUUCCAUGCAUAAUCCAAGCGACCAUCCUGAUGCAGUUUAUACAAAGAUUUCUAGCAGGGAGCUGCAUGAUGCCGAGGGAAAUUAUGAGUUCAGUAGUCAUUUUUUUUAAUAUGCGUACAUUCAGAGAAAUCUGCGGCAAAUGAAUGGGGAACUUGUUGGAAGUUCUUCAGUCUUUUCUUAUCCAGUCAGUGUACAAUAACCUUUUAACUGAUAUUGUGACCGAAAGAUUUCACUUUUAGAUGUUCAAGCCCUGUUGUUUGCCUUCCAUGGUCAUGACAAUCGUCUGCCUGAGCAUCUGGGUUGGUUGGGUCUGUUGAUAAUAUAAUCAGAAUUUAGGAACUGAUUUCGUUAUUGUAAUGGAACCAUCCUCCCUCAGAAAGUAACUAAUUUUUUUUUUUUGUCUUUUUUCUAGUUCAAUAUUAUUAUAGCCUUGUGAAGUAGCAGAUUUUGGAAUUUCUAGCUCUAUUUGUUCAUGUAAGAUAUUGUGUUCUGGUACUGAAGAUGUCCAGAUGAAACCGGUAAUCCUACUGGCCUUUAUUUAGUAACUUAUUUGAGAAAGUAA